AUGGAGUCAGCACAAAAGCCUGUCGCCUCAGGAAAUAUUCAAGAACACGAGUCGAACCUUGCCCCUGAUCAGCCCGAGACUACACAUGGACUCCUUCACGAAAUCCGUUGUUACCCCAAGAUUGUCGCAUAUUCCUUCGGUCUCGCCCUGAAUUUUCUUCUCACUGGAUACGACACCGUUAUCCUUGGCACGAUCACCGCUGUCCCAUACUUCAAACGUGAAUUCGGCCAGCUAUACGACGACGCAUAUAUCAUCCCGGCAGCAUGGCUAUCGGUAUGGAGUGCAAUGGCACCGAUAGGGUCAAUGCUGGGUGCAGCUGCAGCCGGAUGGCUCCAGGAUCGUCUCGGUCGUCGCAUGUCGCUGGCCCUGAGCUCUGUGAUAUGUGCAAUCGGGAUCGCCAUUGCGUUCUGCUCGAAUCUCCCAGAUGACAUGGAGUCUAGGAGAGGUGCAUUCCUCGUCGGACGUCUCAUUCAAGGGUGGGGAGUUGGGGGUGCUAUGGCUGGGGCCCAGACAUAUCUCUCAGAGUCGGUUCCCACCAGUCUGAGAGGAUCUGCAAUGGCCCUUUCGCCAACUUUCAUGCUAUUAGGGGAGCUUAUCGGCGCGGCUGUUAUUUUCGGCUGUGAAAAGAAAGACACCGCAGCCGCAUAUCUGAUUCCCUUUGGUACCCAGUGGAUCUUUACCGUUCUGCCGUUUGCUUUGGCAAUUGUCAUGCCAGAAAGUCCAUCUUAUCUCAUCCGGACCGGUAACUACGACAAAGCAUACGAGGCGAUGAAGUCUCUGCACACGACAGCAAUUGAUGUCACUCCCUUGCUGAAUCAAAUGCAACUAUCCAUUGCCCAUGAGCAAGAGGUUUAUCAAGAGCUAUCAUAUCUUGAUUGCUUCAGAGGAACCAAUAGACGCCGAACGGCUAUUGUGGGAUUCGCAUUUAUGGUUCCCAGCUUUUUUGGAGUUCCACUGUUAGCCAGUGCAAGCUAUUUUAUGCAAAUGGUCGGGAUGGACUCUAGUCUCAGUAUCAUCGUUCUGAUUCUCGGCAUUGUCUUGGGAUUGUUAGCCAAUGCGGUCGGUAUCUGGUUUAUGAGUCUCAUGGGAAGGCGCCGCCUCAUGCUCAUUACACUAGCCAUUACUACGGCCAUAUGGCUAAGUAUGGGGAUUUCUGGUUGCUGGUCAGGAAAUGUCGUGAUUUGGUACACCGCAGCUUGUAUGAUGGCAGUGGUUGUUGUAUGCGGCAUGGGCGCUUGGCCAGCUUCAUAUUCAGUGGCCGGCGAAGCUUCUUCCCUGCGGCUUCGCGCUAAGACUCAAGGCAUUGGCGUUUUUUGCUACAUGUUGUCUAACGUGGUUUUCAACCUUGUCUUGCCAUAUAUCUACAACACUGAUGCUGGAGACCUUAAAGGCAAAACAGGAUUUGUGUAUGCCGGACUGUGCUUUAUGACAUUCGCGAUCACAUGGUUAAUUAUUCCGGAGAUGAAAGGUCGCUCGGCUUUGGAUAUCGACGCGAUGUUUGAAGCCAAACUCCCUUGCAGACGGUUCAAGAACUGGUCUAGUGAGGAAAUGCCCCAUAAAGAGGGAGCCAUCUAG
Messenger RNA from Penicillium waksmanii, 1575 nucleotides. RefSeq lists its product as uncharacterized. Gene Ontology annotation, molecular function: carbohydrate:proton symporter activity. The transcript has 2 exons. NCBI's taxonomy places the organism in Eukaryota, Fungi, Ascomycota, Eurotiomycetes, Eurotiales, Aspergillaceae. The record is from RefSeq and is a predicted model, not a curated record. Gene Ontology annotation, cellular component: membrane. Gene Ontology annotation, biological process: transmembrane transport; carbohydrate transport. Bases 1 to 1575 code for a protein of 524 amino acids.